Messenger RNA from Rhizoctonia solani, 972 nucleotides. RefSeq lists its product as uncharacterized. Lineage: Eukaryota; Fungi; Basidiomycota; Agaricomycetes; Cantharellales; Ceratobasidiaceae. The record is from RefSeq and is a predicted model, not a curated record. The transcript is spliced from 9 exons. The coding region runs from base 1 to 972 and encodes 323 amino acids.
AUGGCUAGCGAGCUUGAAAUUGCUUUCUAUGAUGCAUUCUUAGGGCAUUGCUUCAGUGCCGCGGCCCUUGGGUUACUUUUCUAUGAUCAUAUUAUAACAUUUGCGGACGAAGUUAAUCUUAUAUGGCCAGCCAAGUUUGGAGUGGUCAAGUUUAUUUUCUUCGUCAACCGAUACAUUGGUUCGGUUUGGAUUGCUGUUGCGUAUACGGCCAGCUCUGGAUUCGCAACUUUUCUCACCCCUUCACACACUGCACUGGUUACACUUUAUCUCCCUCGACCUAAACAUUCUAGUUGCCGUGCUUGGAUUGUCGCAGAUACCUACAUGGAGAUAACGAAUAUACAAUUAUUGAAUUUCAUAAUCAAUAUUCGUGUAUACGACAUUUGGCAAAGUCGACAGCUUGCAUUUUUGGUGUUGAUACCCCUAUGGAUUGUCCAUCUCGUUGUGGAUUAUACUGUUGUCACCAUCAACGCCAUUCGUACUUCCCCCCAAUAUGGGUAUUCACCUGCCAUGAGUAUGUGCACUGCUGACCCAAGGGGAUUAUGGAUUGUUUGGCUGAAUGGAAUCGCCUACCAUUCUCUCAUAUUACUUCUUCUGAUAUGGAUUUGGUUAUCGACUCCUAGAACCGAACAAACACCACUGGUGCGUCUUGUCUUACGAGACGGGUUCAUAUACUUCGUUGCAAUCCUCUCUAUGAUGAUGUUCAAUUUGAUGGUUUGGCGUUACGCUCGGCCAUCAAUGGUUUUGCUUCCAUAUCACGUCGUAUGGGUGUUCCUCAACGGCUCUCUCUCACGGAUUCUUUUAUCAUUAGGAAGUGUUCAAACAUCUGAGGAAUGGGGGCAAAGAGCAAAGCUGAGAUUCAUACCAGGCCAAAUCGAGCUUGCCAAUGUUUUCGGUCAAGAAACAGUUCCAACCUACAUAAUCAAUGACGAGCACGGCAAGCUUAUCAAAUCUCGUACUGUGCAGGUUAUGUAA